AUGGCGCCCAACGCUGCAGUUCUCAUCUCCGUCACAGCGGCAUUACUGCUACGCCCUGUGGCCGCUCAAACGCAAUGCGGCGGCAACCUGUACACUCCAGGGACGCUCAACUUCACUUUAGAGUGCUACAAUGCGUUCAUGGAUUGCGCCGCCCAGUUUGAGGCCAACGCAAGCCAGGUCGACUGCAACGACGGCAAGGGAAACCUGUUCAUGCAACAACAGGCCAACUUGGGGGCCUCACCGGGAAGUCAGAACAACGACGCCGUCAUCGCCUUCCAGGACAUCCGCGAUCUCUGCCUACUCGGCGGCUCCACCACUGCAACAUGGGGCUACAGCGACAACCAGUGGUAUUGGGCCGCCGCCGAGGAUGCCUGCUACACGAGCGAUCCCUCGAGGACUGAUGUUGUCAAGACUCAACCGGCACCGUAUUGCAUCCAAAAUCGUGACUCUGCGCUGCCUGAGUGCUACCCGCAGCCAGACGCGACUCCUGCCGGCGGCCCGCUAAAGGUCAUCAAGACGGCCAAAACGCGAAACGGGUUCACGUCCUCAGCCCGAGGCUGGAAUACCUACGGUGUUCAGGCGUUGGCGAACGGUUCCCAGGUCGUGCCGUCCUUUGCUGGACAAUCGGGCCUAUUCUACACUCAGAAGUUUGUCGAGACUCAGUGUGGAGUCCUUGCCCGACCGGAGUUUAAGAAAGCUGGAUAUGAUCUCUGCAGCCUUGAUUCGGGCUGGCAGGCUACCAACGCUGUCGACGACCAUGGCCGGAUCAUCUACAACACCACUCGCUUUAACCUCCCAGAACUUGCUUUAUGGCUGCACAAGAGGGAUCUGAAGCUCGGCGUAUACAUCACUCCUGGCGUGCCAUGCCUGGCCCAUAACCAAACCAUCCUCGGCACCAAGAUCAAGAUCAAGGACGUCUUGAACGGUAACAACGAUCAGGUCAACUGUGACUUUGAUUUCAGCAAAGAUGGCGUCCAGCAGUGGCACGAUUCGGUCGUCGCACAAUGGGCUUCAUGGGGCGUGGACAUGCUCAAGCUGGACUUCCUGACGCCUGGCUCGCCUUCCAAUGGCGCAAACCUCGCGUGUGACAGCUCAGAUGCUGUUCGAGCAUACCAAAAAGCAAUCAAGAAGUCAGGCCGGAAGAUUCGCCUCGAUAUUUCCUGGAAACUCUGCCGCAACGAAACUUGGCUGCCCAUCUGGAGCGAUCUUGCCGAGUCCAUGCGCACAGAUCAAGAUCUGGACAAUUACGGCACUAACACCUUGAUGGCGUGGCAAGUCGGCCAGCGAGCGAUUGAGAAUUACAGGCAGUACAUCGGUCUGCAAGCGCAGAGAAAUGUCCCUCUCACCAUCUAUCCUGACAUGGAUGCUCUUUUCACUGUCAACCCUGAACAUCUCGCCGGUGUCAAUGACACUAUUCGCUAUACGGUUCAAAAUCACUGGCUUGGAGCUGGAGCCAACCUGAUCAUUGGUGGCGAUAUGCAGCAGGUCGACGCCCUGGGCCUCAAGCUGACCACCAGCAAGCAGUCGAUUGAUGCGGCAGACUUUUUUGCAAAGUAUCCCAUGCAGCCCCGAAAUCCCGGGACCGGAAGCAACGCCGCCAAGCAGCUCCAGGCCUGGAUCGGUGGCCCUUCGGAUGACCACGAGGCUUAUGUGCUCAUUGUCAACUAUGGACCGGACCUUGGGAACGGAGGCUUUUCAACUCAGCUGUACGGAAAACAGAAAUUGACUGUGUCUCUGAAGGAUCUUGGUAUUUCUGGCUCCGCUUGGACAUUUACCGACAUCUGGUCGGGCAAAUCUACCAGAGUGACCGGAUCCUACUCUGCUUGGCUCACGGAGGGUGAAUCACAGCUUCUGCGUCUGACAAGGACUCGCUAG
This is a messenger RNA of Trichoderma citrinoviride, 1875 nucleotides long. RefSeq names its product glycoside hydrolase family 27 protein. Gene Ontology annotation, biological process: carbohydrate metabolic process. Gene Ontology annotation, molecular function: hydrolase activity, hydrolyzing O-glycosyl compounds. NCBI's taxonomy places the organism in Eukaryota, Fungi, Ascomycota, Sordariomycetes, Hypocreales, Hypocreaceae. The coding region runs from base 1 to 1875 and encodes 624 amino acids. The record is from RefSeq and is a predicted model, not a curated record. The transcript has a single exon.